Messenger RNA from Perca fluviatilis (European perch), 2451 nucleotides. Its product is annotated as tetraspanin-8-like. NCBI's taxonomy places the organism in Eukaryota, Metazoa, Chordata, Actinopteri, Perciformes, Percidae. Bases 400 to 1086 code for a protein of 228 amino acids. The transcript is spliced from 8 exons. The record is from RefSeq and is a predicted model, not a curated record. Gene Ontology annotation, cellular component: membrane.
AGAGAGGAGGGGUGAGCCUGGGAGCGAUACACUUUCUGUUGUUAACGCACUUAUUUCGACUCACAUUUAGUAACUGCAGGGCUAGUUGUAUUUUACGUGCGGAGGAAUAAAUCAUUACAAUACAACCUGGAGCGCGUCACGGUGUGAUUACGCAUCUCUCAGUGUUUGGUGUCUCGCGGCAGCACUUUGUUGGACUGCGAAGAAGAUCAGGUGUAGGAAAGGAAAGGAGGGGCACAGGGAAGGAAAGGAGGAAGUGAGAGGAAACCGGUAAAGCAGGGUAGGUCUGUGUAGUAGCCCGAGGGAGUCUCUCUGCCCACUCUGUAGGAAACUUGUCUCUGUUGAAGCGAGUCGUGAGCCAGAAGCUGCUGAGAACGAAGGAAUUAAGGACAACCAAAAGCCAUGGCUGUGAAUAAAUGCAUCAAAUACCUCCUCUUCUUCUUCAACCUUCUUUUCUGGCUUAGUGGAUGCCUCAUCCUGGGCGUGUCCAUCUACCUGAAAGUCGGCAAGGCUGGAAAUCAGAUCACCAGUAACUCUCUCCCCGGCGUGGACCUGCUGAUCGCCAUCGGCGUGAUCAUCAUGGUGCUGGGCUUCCUGGGCUGCUGCGGAGCCAUCCGAGAGAACCGCUGCUUGCUGCUGCUGUUCUUCAUCAGCCUUCUCAUCAUCUUCAUCCUCCUGGUGGUGGCGGGCAUCCUGGGAGCCGUGGGGGAGAACAAGGUGAAUGACUGGGCGAAAGAGAAUCUGGAUAAACUCACCCCACUGUCAUCACAACAGGCUAGUGUGCAGAACGACAUGCAGGAACUGCAGCAGGAGUUGCAAUGUUGUGGUCUGCUGAACGGAGCAUCCGACUGGGGUGUAGGUCCUGCCCCCUGCAACUGCAACGCCACUUUAACUGCAAGUGUCUGCAAGUCCACCCCCAUCUUCACCACGCCCUGCGGCACCAAACUCAUCAGUUUGAUACAGAGCAACUUGACUGUGGUGCUGGGCAUCGCCUUUGGAAUCGCCCUCCUGCUGAUUUUCGGCAUGGUCUUCUCCAUGAUUCUCUACUGUCAGAUUGGCAGAAAGGAUGGCGCCACUUCCACUGCCUGAACACCCACACAUGGCCACGCCCACUCGCUGCCUGGCAACAGCCAAUUAGCAGAGUGCAAAUGACCCAUUUAACACAUAACCUCAGUGCUAAUGUAUCUUAACCUGUGCUUUUACUGUGGAGGAACACGCUGAUAUUUUGGUUGAAAUAUCAUGAUGUUAAUAGAGUUAAUACACAUGUGGUGUGUACUGUAUGGAGUCUCAAUCGUGACAAAAGUUCAAUAUAUAAAUAUCUUGAGCAAACAUGAGAAUUUCUGCUUCUUGAAGGUGUUAAAUUAACCAAUAAGAUAUUGGGGGAGUAAAAUAAAUGGGGUUUAAAAUUAACUUAAAAAAUAAAAAAGUUUGGUUCUUUUAAACAAAUGUGUUUCUACCCGAAAUAUCAGUGUGUUCCUUUAACCUUACAGCAAACCUGUGAUAAUUAUCACUUCUUUUUUUCUUUUUUACCAAACAAACAAAUCCAAACAUUAGUCUUUCUUUCCGUUCACAAUGUGGCCUCAAAGAACAAAAUCUAUAAACAUUGUCAAAACAAUUUGUGUUGUCUGGGGCUUAUUUCGAUGGAAGCCAAUUACCCCCAAAAUCAAAUCAAUAAAUACACUGUUAGGUAUGGUUAAAAAAAAUGUCAUUAGUAUCUGUAUGAUUUAUACAUAAGUCAAUAUUAUGACAUCUUCUCAUAAUUAUGAUACAUUCUCUAAAAAUGUUACUUACAUAUUCGUAAAUCUAAAAUUACAUAAGUUUUUUUCUCGAACAUUGUGUUAAUAUAGUUGUUUUUUUGCUCUUUUCUAUAUGUAAACUGUCAACUUUUUUUGAAAAGUCCUGAAUCAUAGUUUUCUUACGAUUUCUGCCAUGCCUUAUUUUGUAUUUGAUAUUUAAUUUGUAUCGUAUGAAGGAAUGGGCUUCCAUAGCUUUAUGUCCAAAAAUAUACUGCCAUAGCUGUCUGUCACAACAUCUGCUGCCAUUUCUGAUAAAUGUUCCAAAAUAAUCCUUAUGAAGUUAAAGUUGUGGUGUGUUCCUGUGUUGUUCCGUUUAUAACUCCAUAAACCUUUUAGAAAUACAAGAAAUAAUUAAAUAAUAUUGCCAUUAUAAAGCCUUAACUUCCAUAUAUAUAUUCAACCACAUUGUUAUAUUACUGUUUAACUUAUAAUCGUGUUAUAAAAGUGAAAGUGGUUUAAUACUGUGGAACAGACUUCACCUGUUCACUCGGAAUCUCAUUGCUGUUGUCUUUGUCAUUUUUACGGCACUGUCUGAAAACUGUAAGGAUGUUUUUAUUUUUGUUUUUGUCCCUGAGCUGAGUUUAGUUUGAGGACAACAUCAAGUGUCAUACUAUCCUGCUUGAAGAAGGGAAAUAAAAACUACUGAAUUAAAAUAACA